UAUUAGCGAGACUUGGGCUUUUAGUCUCGCAACGGAGCAUUUCGGACCUGCGAGAAGCUCGACGGCGCCGCUGGCUCGUCGACGGGGCGGACGUCAUGUCAGUCAGUGUCGUCGUCUUCUCCGGCGCGGAAAAUGUCGACGCAGAGAACUCAUCGUCAUGGAUAGGGCGCGGCAAGUGGAUCGUUAAGACCUCGUCUCAGGCGGGAGACGUGUCGUCCUCCUCGUCGACCUCGGUGGAGCAUUGUUCUUGGGAUCCACUCAGACGACGGCGUACAGUCUGAGCUUGCGGACUCUCUGUUGCGCCCGUCGCUGUUCUUGAGGUAUUUGGCCGAGGAUAUGGAAACAUCCAUUUCACAGCGAGAAGCAGCUGUGGAGGUAAGAACUGAUUCUGCGAAUAUACUCGUGGAAUAACGAAUUUAUUUCGUCCGAAAAUUAAUGCUUAAUUUUUGAAAAGUUGACUUCGUUUUGGCAUUAUUAAAGGAAAUGAAUCAAUUGUUUGCUUUGUUUUUGGAAACUGAAAAAUUUAUUUCAUUCUUAGACUUAUUUUAUCAUAUCGCCAAUCACCGAUAUUCAUACCUUUUCAAAUGAUACGCGAAAUCAUAAGAGAUUCUGUUGAAACCUGAGAGAAGAAAUAAAAGAAAUGAGCUAAAGAUGAUAACAAAACGAAUCUGUCUCGAAGUAAAUUUCAGAGUAACGAGUGCGGGCUUUCUCAAGGUUGGGAAAGAGCAUGGAUUGUAUUGUUUUUACAUGUCGUACAUUUGUCCAGCGAUCAUAAAAUUCAAACUGAUUCUUGCCAUUGGAAUUGGUUAAUUUUAUCACCUGUUUGUUUACUACCAAGAAUUUUGGCAAGUUGUUUUAGUCCCGAUGUUCAGCAUUACUGGAAGCCUUAGUAGUCUUGGUUUUAAUUAGUUUCACUUGCUUCAUGCAUGAUUUUUCUCUGUUAGUAAACUGACUGUGCCUCGUCCCAUAAUUAAUCAUACAAAAUAAUGUUUUCAACUUCAGUGUCGAGGCCAAUUUCCUUGAGGAUAAUUGAUAAAUUGCCUCAGUGAGCACUUCCUCUGCUAGUUUUUCAAGCCUAGAAUCAUCACUUUUAAGUAGUAAGAAAAGAUAGUCUUUCGAGGCAGGAGAUUUAUAAUGGAUAGAUCUAGUUUCUUCACUUUCUUUUGUUUCCUUGUGUUGUUGUCUAUGUUGGAGAGAUCAUUUGCCAAUGACAGAAUUACUCCAAACCAACCCUUAAGUGAUGGAGAAACGCUAGUCUCCCCCACACAAAAGUUUGUGUUAGGUUUCUUUUCUCCUCCUAACUCGCUGAACAGGUACCUCGGAGUAUGGUACCAGAAGUGUCCUCGCUCAGUUGUUUGGGUUGCGAAUAGAGAUCAAGCAAUUAACAAUACAAGUGGUAUUUUUUCCAUAAGCAAAAUCGGGAACCUGGUUCUUCUCGAUGGAGCGAAGAAUGUUAUUUGGUCUGCAAAUCUUUCCAGGCUCGAAGAGAAUCCAAUUGCUCAGAUUCUGGAUUCCGGAAACUUUAUCAUCUGUGGAAAUACUAGUAGGAAUCCAUAUCUUUGGCAGAGCUUUGAUUACCCAUCAGACACGUUACUGCCUGGAAUGAAGCUGGGAUGGGAUUUAAAUACUAAACAUGAAAAAUUCCUGACGUCAUGGAGAAGUCCUGAUGAUCCCUCUCCUGGAGAUUUUACUUACAGGCUUAACAUUGAUGUUUUGCCUGAAUUGGUUGUCAGCAACGGGUCAAUUAGAAAUUUCAGGUCUGGGCCAUGGGAUGGAGACAAGUUUGCUGGUGUUUCAGCAGUUCCCAACUUUAUUUUUAGACCUACUAUGGUAUCUACUCAGGAUGAGAUUUAUUACAUGUAUGAAUCCAUUAGUGACACCUUGGUUAUACAUCUAACCUUGAACGGAACGGGUUUUACAAAAAGAAUGAUACUUGAUAUGGAAGAAGAACGUUGGCAUAGUUGGUACACUAUGCCAUUCGAUCGCUGCGAUAGUUAUAAUUAUUGUGGUGCCAACAGUGUUUGCAGUAUUAGCAAAGAAAAAGCCUGUAACUGCUUGAACGGGUUUGUGGAGAAACCUGAGGUUCACAAAUGUGCAAGGGUAUCAGAAGUAGAUUGCAAAGCAGAAGGAGAGUUCACGAGACUUGCAGGAGUGAAGUUGCCAGACCUGUUGCAGGUUCAGUUGAAGAAUAGUUUAGACCUGCAAGAAUGUAAAGAAGAAUGCUUGAAUAACUGUUCAUGUACGGCGUAUGCUAAGUCAAAUUUACCUGACAAAAAGGGUUGUUUGCUGUGGUAUGGCGACCUGAUUGAUAUGAGGGAGGUCUCAGAUGAGUACAGGGGUCAAGAGAUUUACAUAAGAACCACUCCAAAGCAAGGGCCAAACAAUAUCUAUGAUUGGGAGAAAUUCAUGAAUUCUGUCCUACUAUAUUCGGUCCUGCCAUAUUCACUCAUUGCUGCAGGCAAUCUGAUUGUGGGCAUUGUAUUCUGCAUUUUCUGGACGAAAAAGGGGAGAAAAGCCAAGCAAGUCAGGAAUGUGGAUUUGGAUGUGACAGUAUUUGAUUUCACCACCAUUCGCAAGGCCACAAACAAUUUCUCUAAUGAGAAUAUUAUUGGAAAAGGCGGUUUUGGUCCUGUUUACAAGGGGACUCUUUCAACAGGGCAAGAAGUGGCUGUGAAAAGGUUGGCAAAGGAUUCGCAACAGGGCAUCGAAGAAUUUAGAGCUGAAAUUGUUGCAAUUGCCAAACUUCAACACAAGAAUCUUGUUGCUCUUUUGGGUAUCUGUGCAGCAAAAGAUGAAAGAAUGUUGAUCUACGAGUUUAUGCCCAACAAAAGUCUGCACCAUUUCAUCUUUGAUCAAAAAGGCAAAGCACUUCUGCCAUGGCCAAAACGUUUUGAUAUUAUCAUGGGGAUUGCCCGAGGACUUCUCUACCUACACCAAGACUCCAAACUCCCAAUUAUUCAUCGGGAUCUCAAAGCAAGUAAUAUUUUACUAGACAGUAACAUGAAUCCUAAAAUUUCAGACUUUGGAUUGGCUAGAACUUUCGAAGGUAACAAUGAAGAAAUGCAGACAACAAGAGUUGUUGGAACAUAUGGUUAUAUGUCACCGGAGUACGUGCUCGAGGGAACUUUUUCAGUAAAAUCUGACAUCUUUAGCUUGGGCGUGCUUAUACUGGAGAUUAUUAGUGGAAAGAGGAAUCCAGGAUAUAGUCAUACUGCUCAUCGCCAGCUGAACCUUCUGGGCCAUACAUGGUUGCUGUGGAGAGACGCCGAUCCCCUGGAAGUAAUGGACAAAUGCCUGAAAGCAUCAUGUGUUAGACAUCAAGUACUUAGGUGUGUUCAAGUGGGACUACUGUGUGUCCAACAGUAUCCAGAAAGCAGACCUCCAAUGUCUUCUGUUGUUUUCAUGUUGACGAGCGAUGAUGCAGGAACAUUGCCUCAACCGGAACAACCCGGUUUCUUCUUUCAAAGAAGUUCUGCCUCUGUAGUUAUGCUCGCACCGGGAAACGACGUAGCUAACGAAGGAACUUCCGCUCCUGUGGUUAAUACAAAAUCGAAAAGAGAAGAAGCCAAUGGAGGAAGUUUCUCAACCUGUUAAACUCCUCGGAGGCAACGGUAGGAAAUUCUGAAGUAGCAACACUUGCUGUUAAUCCUUUACUUUACUCUCCUGUUAAUCCUUACAGCAUAUAAUACCCAAUCCAAAUGCAUUUAUUUUAUUA
Messenger RNA from Carica papaya (papaya), 3715 nucleotides. RefSeq names its product G-type lectin S-receptor-like serine/threonine-protein kinase At4g27290. Gene Ontology annotation, molecular function: protein serine/threonine kinase activity; ATP binding. Lineage: Eukaryota; Viridiplantae; Streptophyta; Magnoliopsida; Brassicales; Caricaceae. The record is from RefSeq and is a predicted model, not a curated record. Gene Ontology annotation, cellular component: plasma membrane. Gene Ontology annotation, biological process: protein phosphorylation; recognition of pollen.